Camponotus floridanus (Florida carpenter ant) is the source of this 2037-nucleotide messenger RNA. Its product is annotated as FAD synthase. Gene Ontology annotation, biological process: FAD biosynthetic process. Gene Ontology annotation, molecular function: FMN adenylyltransferase activity. The transcript is spliced from 6 exons. The record is from RefSeq and is a predicted model, not a curated record. The coding region runs from base 73 to 2037 and encodes 654 amino acids. NCBI's taxonomy places the organism in Eukaryota, Metazoa, Arthropoda, Insecta, Hymenoptera, Formicidae.
AUUAUUAUUUAUCUAAAUCCAAACAUUGUUACAAAAUUUGAAGAUAUUACUGAGAAUGAUAGAAAAUUGUUAAUGGAUCAAUAUGAACAUUUUGAUUUUAUGAGCAUUACGAUGAAAUAUGAUAAUUGGCGUCGUGAUGAGAUAUUAAAAUCAAUUCUACCAGAAGAUAUUCAAGUUCCUACAGCAUAUACUUUAGUGGGACAUAUUGCCCAGUUGAAUUUACGUGAUGUACAUUUGCCAUAUAAAACUAUUAUUGGUCAAAUAUUUCUUGACAAGACUCCAAAUGUGCGGACAGUAGUAAAUAAAAUGAAUACAAUUGACACAAAGUUUCGAUAUUUUGCUAUGGAGAUCCUGGCUGGUGAAAAAAACACAAUAACAAUCACAAAAGAACAUGGCUGUACAUAUGAAUUUGACUUUGCAACAGUUUAUUGGAAUUCACGUUUGUCUACUGAACAUACACGAAUGACAACAUUUAUGAUGCAAGAUGAUGUCCUAUAUGAUGUAUUUGCAGGAGUAGGACCUUUUGCUAUUCCUGCCGCACGUAAAAAGAUACAAGUAUUUGCUAAUGACUUGAAUCCCGAAUCUUACAAGUGGCUUCAAAAAAAUGCCGCUGCUAACAAAUUAAAUAUGUCGCAACAGAUAUGUCGUUCAUGUACAGCGUGUUUGAUAACUGUGGGAGAUGAAAUUUUACGCGGACAAAUAGUUGAUACUAAUACAUCAUAUCUAGCAAAAAAUUUAACUGCUGCUGGAGUAAGAUUACAGAAAGUCACAAUAGUUCCUGAUAUUAUAGAUGACAUUGCCAAAGAAAUAAAGAGUGCUUCAAAACAAUAUUCUGUUGUAUUUACAUCUGGUGGUGUUGGACCUACUCAUGAUGAUGUAACUUAUGAAGCUAUAGCAAAGGCUUUUGAAUUAAAACUCGAAUUUCAUCAGGAAUUGUUUGACAUAUACAGUCAAUUAAUUCCUGGCCAGCAUGAAGUAAGACGACUUGCCAUUGUUCCUAAUUCUUGUGAAAUUAUCAACAUUAAUUCUACAGAAGUUUUCCCAGUGAUAAGUGUGAAAAAUGUUUACGUACUGCCUGGUUCACCAAAAUACUUUGAAGCUGCUGCAGAUGUAAUAAUACCUCGAUUGAAAAGAUGUUCGCCACUAUAUUAUAUACAUAUAGAUAUUGAAUUGGAUGAAUUAUCAAUAGUAAAUAUUUUGGAUAAACAGUCAAAACGUUGGGAUGAUAAAGUAAAAAUUGGCAGUUAUCCACAAACAGAACCGCAAAUUUUUACGAGGAUUACUUUGGAGGGAUCGGAAGAAGCAAUUGCAGAAGCAAGAAAUGAACUUUUCUAUUAUCUGCCAAUACAAAAAAUUAUGAAUCUAAAACAUGGAUUUGGUCGUUUCCAAAUGAACGCUAUUCUAGAAGAUAGUAAAAAUGAAGCACAUGUUAAAUAUUCACUAGACAUAUUAAAUGAAUGCUAUGAUAGAUAUAAUUCAGAUGAAGUAUUCAUUAGUUUUAAUGGCGGUAAAGACUGUACAGUAGUCUUGCACUUAGCUGCUACCAUUGCAAAAUUGCGUAAUAUCUCGCCUCUAUUAUGUUUAUAUGUAACUGCCGAUUCCUUCCCAGAGGUGGAAACGUUCGUAGAAUCAGCUUCUCAAUAUUAUGGUUUAGAAAUAAUACGAAAGCAACGGCCAAUACAAUCCGCGUUGUCCGCGUUAUUGAAGGAAAGAUGCAAUUUGAAAGCAAGUCUCAUGGGAAUGAGAAAGGGUGACCCAGGUUCUGAAAAUCUACAACCGUUUGCGCCCACUGACUCGGAUUGGCCACAAUUGAUGCGCGUUAAUCCAAUCUUACACUGGUCGUACAGUCAAAUAUGGACAUUCUUAUUGAAGCAUAACAUUCCUUAUUGUUCGCUCUAUGAUCAAGGAUACACUAGUAUCGGCAGCAAAAGUACCACGGUGCGAAAUCCGUUAUUGAAAGAUCCUAAUAAUCCCUUAUCUUAUUUACCAGCAUAUACUUUACUCGAUAAAUCAGCCGAAAGAGAAGGCAGAGUAUAA